UCCAACGAAUCCGAUCCACUCGAAGUUACAUUUGGCAUCACGCUACAACAGAUAAUAGACGUGGAUGAAAAAAAUCAAAUCGUCAUAACAAAUGCUUGGUUAAACAUGGAAUGGGUGGACUACAAUAUGAGGUGGAACAUUUCCGAAUACGGUGGUGUCAAGGAUCUCAGGCUCAAUCCAAACCGACUGUGGAAACCAGACAUACUCAUGUAUAACAGUGCCGACGAAAAAUUUGAUGGUACUUAUCAAACCAAUGUGGUAGUGAGGCACAAUGGUACAUGCCUGUACGUUCCACCUGGUAUUUUCAAAAGUACAUGUAAAAUUGAUAUCACAUGGUUCCCAUUUGAUGACCAAAAUUGCCUUAUGAAGUUUGGUAGUUGGACAUACAAUGGUUUUCAGAUUGAUUUAGUGCUCAAAUCAGAUGGCGGCGAUCUAUCAGACUUCACAACGAACGGUGAAUGGUAUUUGCUAGGUAUGCCUGGAAAAAAGAAUGUGAUAAACUACGCCUGUUGCCCAGAACCGUACGUGGACAUCACGUUUACCAUAAAGAUUAGACGGAGGACGUUGUAUUAUUUCUUCAACCUGAUCGUGCCGUGCGUGCUCAUCUCGUCGAUGGCUCUCCUGGGCUUUACGCUGCCUCCGGACUGCGGUGAAAAGCUCACACUAGGUGUGGCAAUACUGCUUUCACAAGUAGUUUAUCUAUUGCGGUUGGCAGAAGUGUUGCCAGAAUCCUCUGACGCAGUGCCCUUGUUAGGUACCUACUUCAAUUGCAUAAUGUUUAUGGUGGCUUCGUCGGUAGUUCUCACAUUGGUGGUGCUCAACUAUCAUCACCGAACAGCUGACAUACAUACAAUGGGACCAUGGGUUAAGUGCUUUUUCCUGCUAUGGUUGCCAUGGAUCUUAUGUAUGCAAAGGCCAGGUAAAGACAUAUCGUUCAAGGCCAUCAGAAGUAGAUAUACAGAUCGAAGAGGCAUCGAACUCCGAGAGCGAUCGUCAAGAAGUUUAUUAGCCAACGUUCUGGAUAUCGACGAUGAUUUUCGAGCGAGUGUCCUAUCGCACCGCGUGUACAACAGCGGGGCCGCCAGUUCGUCGUCGCCGGCGUCCGAGUCGAGGAGCGUCUGCAACUACUCGGCCAGAGAAUUGCAGCUGAUAUUGCAAGAAGUGCGGUACAUCACCGACCACAUGCGAAAGCAACAGGACGACCAAGAAGUGAUCAACGACUGGAAAUACGCAGCGAUGGUAGUGGACAGGUUCUGUUUGAUAGUGUUCACUUUUUUCACAUUAGUCGCCACUGUUGCCGUAAUGUAUUCAGCGCCUCACAUAAUCGUUGAGUGACUCAGACAUUGUGUUCACUUUUUGGAUGUCGAUAUGGCAGUCAUGAUUUUGUUAAAUAUUUAUUUCAGAGAGUAUGAGUUGUUUUGAAAUAUAAUAUUAAAAGUUUUUUUUUGUAAUACUAUAAAAAAAAUCGACGAAGAGCUUAGUAAAAAAAAAUUCUAUGAUACACAACGCAUUUACAGGGUGUUAAAAAGAUCACGGGCCAAGAAUAAGUCCUUCUAAAUAAUUAAAUUACAGUGUUUUAAUUUUAAUCAUCCCAAAUACACCCUGUUUUUUAAAAUAUUAUUUAGAUUGUUUUUUGUUGCGUACUCAAAUUUUAAACGGAAUAGUGGAAAAAAUUAUUUAUUUAUCUGGUUAUUAUUAUUAUUAUACUGCAAUAAUGAUAAUAACAAUUUUAUCA
Molecule: messenger RNA, 1735 nt
Organism: Myzus persicae (green peach aphid)
Lineage: Eukaryota; Metazoa; Arthropoda; Insecta; Hemiptera; Aphididae
Product: acetylcholine receptor subunit alpha-type acr-16-like
Exons: 10
Coding region: 106-1335 (409 amino acids)
Biological process (GO): chemical synaptic transmission; nervous system process; regulation of membrane potential
Cellular component (GO): synapse; neuron projection; postsynaptic membrane
Molecular function (GO): transmembrane signaling receptor activity; acetylcholine-gated monoatomic cation-selective channel activity
Source: RefSeq, a predicted model, not a curated record